Messenger RNA from Salvia hispanica, 2074 nucleotides. The record is from RefSeq and is a predicted model, not a curated record. Lineage: Eukaryota; Viridiplantae; Streptophyta; Magnoliopsida; Lamiales; Lamiaceae.
AUGAGCGAGAGAGAAGCUUCGGAGCAACGAAAGAUGAGCGAUGAGAGCGAAGCUUCGAAUCAACGAGGCAACAGAAAACGCUACCACCGUCACUCUCCACAUCAGAUCCAACAAAUGGAAGCGUUUUAUAAAAACUGUCCUCACCCAGAUGAGAAGCAAAGAAAUGAGCUCAGUCGACAACUUGGGAUUGAACCGAUUCAAGUCAAAUUUUGGUUCCAAAAUAAAAGAACGCAGAUGAAGACACGACACGAGCACGAAGAGAACGCCCAUCUCCGAAUUGAAAACGAACGACUCCGGGUCGAGAAUCUAAGGUUUAGAGAAGCUCUGUUGAAUAUUUGUUGCCCUAAUUGUGGUGUUCCAAAAUGUGAAGAUAACCAAAUUGUAAUGGAAUGUUCUUCUUCAAGACAGGUGAGCAAGGCUGUUACAAGCUCUAAUAGUUGUUGGGCCCCACAUAUAGCUAGUGGGAGUAACGAAUAUCGGGCCGCGGUGAUGGAGACCGUGAUCUCCGCGAUGGACGAGCUGAUCAGAGUAGCUCAAUUGGGCGAACCGUUGUGGGUGUCGAGCGUGGAUCGCCACAACUUUGUGUUGAAUGAGGAGGAAUAUUUCCGGGUCUUCACCGGCCCCAGAAAGGAAGGGUUCCAAGCCGAGGCGACGCGUGAGUCUGCUAUGAUUUAUUCCGCUGCUUCCGAUCUCGUCGCCAUUCUCAUGGAUGUGGAGCAAUGGGCAAAUGUGUUUUCAGGAGUAGUUUCAAAAGCAACCAACUUGCAAGUGUUUUCAUCUGGACAAGAGGGAACAUACAAUGAAGUUGUGCAAGUGAUGAAUGUGGAGUUUCACGUUGCAUCGCCGGUGGUUCCAACGCGCCAAAGCUACUUUGCGCGAUAUUGUCGACAACACAUGGAUUCAACGUGGGCUGUAGUUGAUGUCUCUUUGGAUCACUUACAUCCUACUCUCUUCAAUAUGUGUCGGAGAAGACCUUCAGGUUGUCUCAUUAAAGACAUGCCUAGUGGUUAUUCCAAGGUGAUAUGGGUGGAACAUGUAGAAGUUGAAGGGAGUGGGGUCCACAGCAUAUACAAGCCGCUAAUCAGAGCCGGUCUGGCUUUUGGGGCACAACGAUGGCUUGCGAUUCUCGACGGAUACUGCCAACGGGUUGCCAACGGAUCUGUUCCUUUGGACGUUAUCGGUUUUUUAGGUAUAUUUGAUUAUUAUACACUAUCAUAUAGUAUAUUGGGGAGUGGCAGGGAAAGUUUGUUGAAGGUGGCACAAAGGAUGGUGAGGGGAUUUUGUCGCGGAGUAAAUGCCUCCGUUGCAAAUACAUGGAUAACACUAUCUGGGUUGGAUAACUUGAGUGACAGUGUCAAGAUGAUGACCCGCAAAAAUGUGGAUGACCCGACCACUCCUUUAGGCUUCCAACUCACCAUGGCCACUUCAUUUUGGCUCCCCACCCCGCCAAAAAGGGUCUUUGAUUUUCUUCGUGAUCAUAACACCAGAAAAGAGUGGGACAUGCUCUUAUUUGGAGAAGAUAUAGAAGAAAUGGCUCAUAUUGUAACGGGCAAUGAAGAUGGAAACCUUGUUACAAUGUAUCAAGUCAAGGACACGAAUCAAAACUCGAACAAAACUAUAAUGUUGCAAGAAAGUCGCAAAGACUUGACCGCAGCUUACGUGAUCUACGCCCCAAUCGACAUGGUUAGUGCGGACACGAUUCUGUGCGGGGGUGAUUCAAGUAGCAUACCCAUACUCCCGUCGGGAUUCACCAUUCUUCCCGAUGGGCCCAUUCGCGGCGGCCGCCCCACGCCACAUGGGGAAACGGGGGGAUCUCUUUUGACAUUAGCCCUUCAGGUUAUGGUGGAUCCUGGUCCAGAUGCAAAUAUUUCUCCUGCCUCAGUUUCAGUGGCUAACCAAGUCAUAUGUGACAUGGUGGAUAAAAUUAAAGAAACUUUGAUUUCCUGAUCUUCAUAAGCUCAAUUGUAAUGAGUCUUUAUGAAUAAUUUCUCCAAUCAUGUCACUCUUUGUUGAGUGGGGAACUCGAAUUGGCUAGCAUUUGAUUAAUGCUACUUUAUUGAAUGCUUUUUCUGUA